AUGGGGGCGGGGACGGCUGGAGAGCUCCCGGCUAACUCUGUGUCUGGGUUUUUCAAGAGGAUGGCGAAGUCGGAGGCUAGCAAUGCGGCUACCGCCUAUUUCCGUCCAGCCAGACCCUUGCCCUCUCUGGUCACAGUCCUGGGGCUGGGGUACUUCGCGUGGGUUGUCUUCUGGCCUCAGAGUAUCCCUUAUCAGAGCCUUGGGCCCCUAGGCCCCUUCACUCAGUACUUGGUGGACCACCAUCACACCCUCCUGCGCAAUGGUUAUUGGCUUGCCUGGCUGAUUCAUGUGGGAGAGUCCUUGUAUGCCAUAGUAUUGUGCAAGCAUAAAGGCAUCACAAGUGGUCAGGCUCAGCUACUCUGGUUCCUACAGACUUUCUUCUUUGGGAUAGCGUCUCUCACCAUCUUGAUUGCUUACAAACAGAAGCGCCAAAAGUAAACUUGAAGAUGUCUGAAAGCUUGCUUUACACUUUUACAUUCAUUCUCACCUUUUUUGUGUGGGGGGUGGGUAGGGGAGGUGCAGUAUUUACUCAGUGAUCUUUCUACUUUCUAGAAACUGUCUGUCCUUUGGAGCUAUUUAAGACCCCCUCAUUAGUCAUUUUUUUCUCCUAUAUGCUCUUGUUGAGCUUGAAUAGACCAGUUGUUACUUAAGAAACAGAGAAAGAUUUUAGCUUUUCAGUCCUAUUUGGCAGAGGACUUCAGCUACCUUCCUACGGUCUUUAGCUGUGUUGGCGCCCUUGUGUGCUCUGAGCUAAGCCACAUACUAAAUUUACUUUUUGGUUUGUAUACCCUUGUUCCCACCUUCUGAUGAAAACACCUUACCCUCACAACCACCAUCUUUCCACCUUGCUGCACUAAGAUAAAGUGACAUUUUCACUAUAUGUCAAUUCCACACACAUUUAUUAGGUACCUAUGAGGUAGGAUCCUAUCCUCUCAAACUUCCAUUUCUCACGCUACAGAGAAAGAUAAGGAAGAUGGGCAAGUGCCUGGAAUGGGGCAGGCUGAGUGGUCACACAGACAUAGAGGCACGCUGAGAACCUGGAGGGGAGACUGCAGAGUGCCUUCCCUGAUGCUGCAGCCAGAAGUGAUCCUUCCCUCCACCUGGCCUCUGGGACACUGUGCUUCGUAGUGUGCAGGGUCUGAUGGCACUGCUAGAUUGUUCUUUCAGCUCAGGGCCACGGCUUAAACAGCUUCACCUUUCCCCUCAGCACCUGUCCCACUACCUUGCACACAGGUGCUCUAACCAUGUUUAUUGAACAAAGGAGGGAAACUGAUUUCACUUUCACCUGUUCAUUAUCAUUCCAAUUUUUAUGUGAAAAUGGCACAACCCAUUUGGGGUACCCUCAUCCCAAAAGAAAAGUCCAAGUCUACCUUUGACUCAUACCAUCUUUUUCGUGGGUUCCUUGGUGAGAAACCUUUAUCUUUUUCAUACCUUUCUGUUAUCAAUCACUUCUUCAAAAGUGUCUCUUUCCAGCUCUGAUUUAUUCAAAAGCACACAAGCAUUCCUGUUUAGAGAUUCUAGCCUAUGGGUUAUCUGGCUAGUUACUACCUCUCCUGUUCACUUAGUUAUACUUUAUUAUUGCUCACAGGUUGGGGAGGCAGAAUGACUCUGUCAGCACUAGGAGCCAUUAGGACUUCUUCCCUGGAGGACUGCCUGCGUGCUCUCUGGGGAUUAGCCCUCAUUUCCCUUCUGUGGUACAGUGGGGCAAGUUACUUGUAUUAAACAAACAUUUAUGAGAAACAACCUCCUCCCCAAAAUGGAACCCCCAAGUAAAGCACAAGCCUGAAAGAUUAUGAACUAUGAAUUGUCUCUAGUGGAGAUAAAUUUUUGCAAAUAUAUCUCAGUCUUUCCCUGUGUUUUUCUGGUGAUUAAGAAGUUACUUUUUGGUAAGGAAAAGGAUUUUUGACCAUAGAGUUAGGCAUCAUGGAAAUUCAAACCAGGUUUCUUAAUACCUGAUCUUCCUCAAAGAGAAAUAAUAACAAUAAUAGUGGUGCUGGGAACAAUAUGGCAGAUUAUUGAAUGAAAUGGAUUAACUUGAAUAAAAUGCUGUGAAUUAUCUCUA
Messenger RNA from Piliocolobus tephrosceles (Ugandan red Colobus), 2062 nucleotides. RefSeq names its product transmembrane protein 254 (gene TMEM254). The coding region runs from base 1 to 438 and encodes 145 amino acids. NCBI's taxonomy places the organism in Eukaryota, Metazoa, Chordata, Mammalia, Primates, Cercopithecidae. The record is from RefSeq and is a predicted model, not a curated record. The transcript has 4 exons.